AUGCUUCCGUCUCCUACUACCAACGUCUUACCUAAUCACCGAACAACAGAAGAAAUGGAUACUGAUAAAGCAUCAAAUCUAGAAAAUUUACAUGAUCAUAUUCGUCUAUGUUAUACAAUUGAUCAAUUAGCUGAUUUGACAGGCAAUAUUGAAGAUGAUCAUAAAAUUAUUUUAAUUAAAAAACAAAUACGUUCAUUAUUAAGACAUUUAUCAAUAUUUAGUUUAAUUAAUAAUAGUAGUAAAUCUUUUCGAGAUUUACACGAAGAUUUGUUGGAAUAUUUGUAUUUAAAAUUACUUCGUGAUUUAUUAAUGAGUAUGGAUACACAAACAGAAGAAUCAAAACAGGAAAUGAUUAAUUAUUGUCGUUCAUAUUAUCAUUAUAACUCGACAUGUUUAAAACAAAUUGAUAAAUUUGAAGAAAAUUACAAAUCAUCUGAUGCCAUUCAUUGGUUUACAAAAGAUUGUUUUCUAUUUCGAUUUGUUAACAAAGCAUUUAGAACUGAAGAUGUUGAAUCAUUAUUUAAACUAAGAUACUUUCUUGUUGAUCUUUGCAAAAAUU
Didymodactylos carnosus is the source of this 559-nucleotide messenger RNA. Lineage: Eukaryota; Metazoa; Rotifera; Eurotatoria; Philodinida; Philodinidae. The record is from the annotation of a GenBank genome assembly.